This is a messenger RNA of Glycine soja, 1414 nucleotides long. Its product is annotated as putative proline-rich receptor-like protein kinase PERK11. The coding region runs from base 99 to 1139 and encodes 346 amino acids. The record is from RefSeq and is a predicted model, not a curated record. The transcript has a single exon. Lineage: Eukaryota; Viridiplantae; Streptophyta; Magnoliopsida; Fabales; Fabaceae.
AGUUCAACUAAAAUAGAAAACCUUAUAUAUCCGGUGAAAAAAAAAACUCAUUCUGUAGUGAUACCAGAUAUUAAUCAUAUCUAUUCUAUCCAUCAUACAUGCCACGGAAAAAGCAGCAAUGUGGUUUUAGGAUCCCUUGGAUCUCAGGUCCUUCCACUGAAUCUCAUUCUCCUCCUCCAAAACAAAAAUCAAAAUCUGUUUCCACUCAUCAUCGACCACCAUUUCGUCCUCCUGGAAUAGCCUCUACCCCUCCACAACCUCCUCCGAAUGGAACCCCAAAAUCUAAACCUCAACAAGUGUCAAAUUUUCUUCCAUCACACUCACCAGCACCUUCAGUGAUCAUUAAUUCCCCAGUGUCUUUUCAGCCAGAAUCCCUUUCUACACCUUCAGAGCCAAAUGUGGAGGAAUUGGAGUUGGAUAGUACUCCUACUCAGAAUUCCAAUUCCAAUGCCCCUUUGGAAACACAAAGCAAACCCCACCAAUCUAAAUCAAAUGGCAACACCAUAGAGAGAAAGAUGAUGGUUGCCACGUCCACUCCUAGCGGGAAAGACAUCCAAGUGGUGCCACCAGCUUCAACAUCAGCGACCAUACCAUUAUCCCACGAGGAAAACCCCACUAUCCAAAAAGAUAUUAAUGAUAUUUCAGCUCUGAAUCCAACAUUGAACGUGGAUGACAAAACAAUUAGUGUGGUAACUCUGGCUGGUGACAACAGAGGAGUGACAAUGCACGUGGCGGGUUCUCACUCAACUAGGCCCAAACCUGAAGGUAAGAAGAGCGCGUCCACGGAGAAAGAUGAAGCGGGGAAGACAUACGUAAACAGCAACAUUCAGAGCAUCAACAAUUCGAUCAUGUCGAACGGUUCCAUCAAUGGAAGAGACCCUGGUGUUCGUGUUAUUCUCCCCCAACAGCCUCAGCCUGAUGUGAAACAACCGUGUUUGGAAAAACCUAAGGCUGAAGUUAGCAUUAACCGUGUGGAGAGGGUGCCUUACCGGCCCGUUGUUCGAAGACGAUGCCUCAGGGGACUUUUCCAUGAACCCAGUGACUCUGAACCUCAUAACCCUGACAAGCCUCGUCGUCAUGGUUGCAAGUUUAGAUGCGGAGACAUUGAUAUAAAGGAUAAGGAUGCUGCAACAAAAUAAUGAACAACGUGGUCUUAUUUACUUGAGACAUGACAGAAUACCAUACCAGGGCCUUUGUUUUGAUGUUUCGUGUCAGUAACAUCCAUCGUUUGUGCUGUUCUUUUUUAAUGUCAAGUUUGUUUAUUGGGGAAACUUGCAACUGUCUCUAGUUUACAAGAACAAUUACUGAGUGUGAUGAGUGAUGACCAUUCAGCUUUCUUUCAGAAGCUGCUUUUUGUUAAUUAAUAGUCAAAGCAGUGAUUCAGAGAGGGGAUAAAAAAAAAUUCACUAGUGAA